Mucor velutinosus is the source of this 804-nucleotide messenger RNA. RefSeq lists its product as uncharacterized. Bases 1 to 804 code for a protein of 267 amino acids. NCBI's taxonomy places the organism in Eukaryota, Fungi, Mucoromycota, Mucoromycetes, Mucorales, Mucoraceae. The record is from RefSeq and is a predicted model, not a curated record. Gene Ontology annotation, biological process: lipid homeostasis. The transcript has a single exon.
AUGACAGAUUUAGGCACAACUCGCAGACCAUUUUUAUCACUCACAAAAGCCUACAGUCUGCUCACCAAAGCUCAGACAACAUCUGCAGUCGUAUUUUCUACAUUUGCAGCCAUUCAUGGAGUUCAAUUACUAGCUGCUAAUGUAGGAGGAGCAUCAUUAGCCAACCACUGGUUGAUUGUUGGCAGACCCUUUUACCAGGAUGAGCACAUGGAAGGCAUUUUGGUCACUGGCUCAGCUGUCACCCAUGUCCUUACAGGCCUUGCAAAGCUUGGUAUUCGUCUCUAUUGGAACAGAAACAAACAACUCACUGCUGCCAUCGCACCACCCAACAAUGAAAACAAUCUGCUGCGUUACCAUGGAUUGGCAGGCUACUUAUUGAUUCCUUUGGCAGGGCUUCACUAUUAUUUGGUUCGUGGAUUACCUAUUGAUUAUUAUGGCGACUCGGCAUUCAUCGAUUUCGGAUACAUUGCCUGGGGAUUGCAAAACAAAUCCAUCUUCUCGUAUGGUUUGCAUACAGCGCUUAUUGUAGCUGCUUCUUAUCAUAUGGUGAGUGGUAUCAAGUAUAUAUUCCAGAGAAAACCUCGCCCUGUUGUAGCUGUGGAUUCAUCCAAGGUGCCAUUGAAUGGUCGAUCCGUGGCAGUAGAUCAAAAAGCCACCAAACAAAAGAAGAGCGUCUUGAUCCAAAAGAGCGUUAUUGCUGGCCUCAGUCUAGCACUUGUGUCUAGUUUAGUUAUCAUUAGCAGAGACACCAAGAAAAUACCCUUGCGUCUUGAUUUUGCAAAAAUGUAUGCUCGCAUUAUUUAA